This is a messenger RNA of Pyricularia oryzae 70-15, 312 nucleotides long. RefSeq lists its product as uncharacterized. The record is from RefSeq and is a predicted model, not a curated record. Bases 1 to 312 code for a protein of 103 amino acids. The transcript has a single exon. Lineage: Eukaryota; Fungi; Ascomycota; Sordariomycetes; Magnaporthales; Pyriculariaceae.
AUGCAAUUCAAAUCUGCUCUCGCUCUAAGUAUUGCGGCAUUACAAGCCGUUCCGGCUCUGGCCAUGGAAGAUGGCUGCUCCGCUUCCAUAUUAAAGUACGAUGCAAAUGGAGGACAGGAAACCUACUACGGUAGCGCGUUGCCGGCAAAUGGCUCCAUUGCCUUCCAGCCUACAGAGUUUAGCACUGAAGUUGUCAUUUCCGUUGAUGCAAACUGCAAUCCUACAAAUACCGACGACGUCAAGAAGAGCGUUCCGAAAGGCUGGGGGCUCCAUGUUUACAAGAAAGUCACCGCGAUAGCAGGAGAGAGUUGA